Messenger RNA from Cooperia oncophora, 1569 nucleotides. NCBI's taxonomy places the organism in Eukaryota, Metazoa, Nematoda, Chromadorea, Rhabditida, Trichostrongylidae. The record is from the annotation of a GenBank genome assembly.
AUGAAAGUUGAAAGCGCGGCUCGCAUUGAGGUCUACCCUCUUAGCGCGCCAGAGGAUCGAGCCAAAGAGCAGCAACUUAGACAGCAGCAACAGUACAUCCAACAGCAACUUCGAUACGAGAAGGCGCUCGAACGAGAACAAAUCGAAAGGAAAGCUCGAGAAGAGGAGAAUCUUCUGAUAAGAGAAGAGCAGGAGAGGCUCAGACGACUCUUCGAACGAGAGCGCGCCGAGAGGGAACGUCUCGAGCAGAUUCGUCGUCGAGAAGCCGAAGAGCGUGAACGUCUUCUACGCCAACAUCAGCUCGACGAACAGAAUCGACUAAGGCGAAUCGAGGAGGAAAACCGUCUUCGACAGUUGCAGUGGACACAACCGUAUCAACUACAGUAUCCGCCACAGCAGCAGCAACCGCAGCAGCAGUACUGGAAUCAAGAUCCAUAUCCACGUAAAGCGCAGCAGUACGUUCCUCCAGCUAGACAAGAAGUCCUAUACGAACGUCAAGCGUUUGCUCAACAACAUCCACCACAACCUGCGCCCAGGCAUUUCCAAGAAUACCAUCGAUCUGUUCCAUCAGACCAUCAAUUCCGUCAAUUUAAUCAAUACCAACAACACAUCGAAAGUCAACGAACUCAAAAUAUGCCAGCACUAAAGCCAACACCGGGUGCACAGACAACAUCUGGUCCAAUGGCCAAUGGAGAGUCAGCUGUAAGUGCCACUCGUACCAAAAUUAUCCCUGGACAUUCACACGAGCACGGCGCAUCUCUAGUGCCGUCGCGUCCGCCCCAGUUCCUCGUACAUCCUCAAUCAGUCGCUGCCAAAGCCGGAGAGACAGUCGUAUUCACUUGCAAGACCACUGGUGUACCGCCACCGACUUUGGAAUGGUGCCUUGUUGACGGUACCCCCAUAAAAUCAGAGGGCAAAUUCAAAAUCGAACAUGGUAGCGCUGGCGACAGUAAACUCAUCAUUGAGAAGGUUGAUGCUAAUGACGCGAACACGUACGCAGCCAUUGCACGAAACAGCGGUGGAACGUUCCAAAGCCGCUUCAUGCUCAACGUACUCCAGGCAAGACCUCCAGAUGCCCCGGAAUUCACUGGAAAAUUCCAAUCAACCACCAUUUACGAGGGCGAUUCGGUAAAACUAUUCUGCCGAGCAACCGGCGACAAAAUCACGUACAAAUGGUUCAAAGAUAACGAGGAACUCUCGAGUACACCUCCAUACAGGAUCGAGAACAAAGGAAAUGAAACCACACUAUUCAUUGAAAAUGCGACAUUAGCCGAAGGCGGAUGGUAUCGUUGCGAUGCUAUUAACAAACACGGCACCACCGCGCUCAACGGCCGAGUUGUCGUACAAAGUCGUCAGAAACUUGGCCCCGCACACCGUGAACAGGUCACCCUCAGAAAAGUCGAUCGUCGAAUGGCCAGGACCCCUGUACCAGUCAAUGAAAUGCAGGAUAGAGCAGCUUCAAAAUCUGCUCCGGCAUUUGCUGGCCAAUUGCCGCCAUUGAACCUGAUCGAAGGACAGACUGCUCGCUUCGAGUUCAAAUACUCACCAGCUGACGAUCCCGAACAUUAA